AACAACCAAAGUUCCAGGAGAUUACCGACGAGGGAUCAAGCGGAUUUCCUGCGCAGCACCCAAGACUUACUUACCUCAAGCCACUCCUUACUCGAGCGCUACCUGUCCUCUCCUCCAUACACCUCGACCAAAACCGCAGUCAAAAUGAUUUCCGACGACACUCUCUAUAAAUUGGCCAACUACCUCGGCAGCGCUGCGGUGCUGAUGAUCAUACUCUACCACUGGAUCGAGGUCAACGCCAAGGGUAACGAGAAAGCCAUCCCCGUCACCCCAGCUGGAAAGUCGACUGCGACUCUUAAGUGAUGGAUUGUAUGUCAGCAUUUCAGACUCAGACAGUGUGAGCGACAGCUCUGGCAGAGGGUCUACCUUUUGUGCAUAGAAUUGUGGGGCUCGGGACGGAGAAAGAAGUCUGCAUCAUGGACAUCACGAGCAACGGCUACAAUGCCAUACUGCGGGAGCAUGCGAGGGCCAGGCUUGACGGAAGUGAUCGCACGUACC
Molecule: messenger RNA, 498 nt
Organism: Cryphonectria parasitica EP155
Lineage: Eukaryota; Fungi; Ascomycota; Sordariomycetes; Diaporthales; Cryphonectriaceae
Exons: 2
Coding region: 145-303 (52 amino acids)
Cellular component (GO): oligosaccharyltransferase complex
Source: RefSeq, a predicted model, not a curated record